This is a messenger RNA of Linum trigynum, 5439 nucleotides long. The record is from the annotation of a GenBank genome assembly. NCBI's taxonomy places the organism in Eukaryota, Viridiplantae, Streptophyta, Magnoliopsida, Malpighiales, Linaceae.
UUCUACACGUUCAAUACUGCAAUCGAUAUGCAAUAUUUGAACCAAUGACAUUUGGGUUGCGAUUUUAAAAUUAUCCUCCUUUUAUAAGAUAAAUAGAAAGUGAAUUAAUUAUUAAACAUGAAUUAAUAUAAUCAAAAUAUGAAAAUAGAAGUAUUAAACACCAAAAUAUAUUUCAGGGAGAAUUAGUGGGUAAGCUAACCAUGAUCGAAAAGUCCUACGAUUUUUCAGAUUUUAGCUUUUUGUACAUUUUUUAUAUAAAAUUAUCAAACAAAUUUGUUUAGUAUAGUUGGUUAUGUUUCUUGUCUUUGUUCGAAGAUACCAUAGUUCAAAUCCUACUACUAAUGUAUUUUUCAUGUUAAUAAAAAUAAUAAAUUAUUGGGAAGACGAAUCUAUUCGUCCUACUUUUGCUCUAGAAUUUAGGGCUGGUAAUCGGUCGGUAUUCGGUAUACUGGAUACCGAUUAUCCGGUAUUCAAUAUACCAGAACUAGACAGUGUACCCACCGAAUACCGAUACCGAAUGUUAUCCGGUAUACCGAAUACUGAAUAGUCGGUAUCCGAUAUUAAUGCCGGUAUACCGAAUACUGGUUAUGAGGGCCUUUGUUGGUUUGACUAUGAAAAAAUUAGAAGAAUAACACAGGCAUAAUCAUCUAAGUUAUCUAAGUCAUCUAAUUCACACAAUCAUCUAAGUCAUCUAAUUCACACAAUCACACAUGCUACUUCUCACAAACAAUUAGAUUCUCACAUGCUAGAUGCUACUAUGCUGCUGCCUGCUGGUGAAGAGAAGAGAAGAGGGAGGAAGACAGGGGCUCUGGCUCAGGGUCAGGAAUUUCGAGCUUAAUCAUACACUUCUCCUAUCAUCUUUUUUCAGUUCUCACCAUCCUUCCUAACCUUACAACUGGUCUGUGACUUGUUUGCUUCUCCUUUUCUUUUCUUUCCUUUUUCUUAUUUUAUGGAUUUCAUCAUCUACAUUCACUUCCGUUUCUCUUCCCAUGUACAGAUACAAGAAUGACUAAAGAUUGACAAAGACUAUGACUAGCAUGGAUCUUGCAUAUGUGGUGUAAAAAAAAACUCUUAUACCUCAAACAUGUCAUGUAUGUUUCCAACUCAUCAGUACAUCACUACCCUGAGGAGCCCCGACUGGGGUCCGGAGUAGUCGAGGCCCUCCUCUUCAAGCAGAUACCGCUGUACAGCAAUCGAAAGUCGUGCAGGGGUUCGAGCGCCUCUGGUAUGAUGCCCUGUUCCAACGCAUAUAUAAAACCUGCACCACACGUUUUACUUUUUUUUUUUAUAAUCGGUAUUAUCGGUAUACCGGUAUACCGUCGGUAACUACCGACUCUUAUCCGGUACUACCGAAUGUAAAAUCACACGCCCGAAUACUGAAUACCGACGGUAUCCGGUACGGUAUCCGGUAUACCGGAUACCGGUUUACCGAUUACCACCCCUACUCUAGAUGCAAAGAUUUUGAAAUGAGGAAGCACAUUUCCCAUUUCACUAUUACAUUAGGUGUAGAUCUGCACCUUGCCUAAAACAAUAUCACAACGUAGUAGUUUCAUACGUGACCAUGACAAAAUGUAACACUCGAAAUCGAAGUCAUGAAGAAAUAAACUAAAUGAUCACUAACUAGAAUAGAAGAGAUAUAAGAGUGUGGUAGUAAUUAACCCUUUUUAUUUGUUCUUAUGCAUGGAACGCCUGGCCCAUAGAAUUGAAAGAGCUAUUGUUGGGAAACUUUGAGAACCCCUAUAGGUUUCUAAGGAUGGUCCAAAGCUCUAUCAUCAUUCUUUGCUGACAACCUCAUUCUUUUUGCAGAAGCUGAGGGGAGAUAAAAUUGAUGUCAUCAAAGCCUGCUUGGAAGACUUCUGCUCUAAUUCGGGUCAAUGAGUAUAUCUCAACAAAUCGCCCAUAUAGGUCUCCCCCAACAUUCAUAGAAAUAGAGUUCAAAUCCUUAGUCACAGGGCCGGUAUUCCCCUCACGGCUGAUUUGGGGAAAUACUUAGGCCUAAACACUAUUAAUGGUCGGAUAACCAAGCUUAGGUACAAAAAGCUACUUCUUAAUAUAAAAAAGUUAGAUACUUGGAAAACAAGACACCUACCACUUGAAGCUCGCAUCACCCUAGUAAGAUCGAUCUCUUCUUCUAUGUCAAUUUACCUCAUGUUCGAAAGCUUUGUCUGCUAUGGUUUGCAAGUCCCUUGAUAAUUGCGACAAACGGUUCAUUUGGAAGAAGUUGACAAAAGCAAAUUCCAUCCUAUGGUCUGGGAACAACUUUCUCUACCUCGCCUGUAGGGGGUGCAGAAGUGCGUCCAACAAGACCAGCUAACCUCACAAUGUUGGCCAAGGGGGAUUGGAAGAUUGUCACUUAUGAACAAUCUCUUUGGACGCAAGUGGUUGGAAAAAAAUAUGGGUCAGCAAGGAAAGGCAAUGACAUCAUUCAAAAAUCUAAAGGAAGUUCUUUUACCUGGCGGAGUUUUACUCAACCUACCAAUGUCUCUGAACGGUAAAACACUAAAUUUUGGCUCGACAUUUGGCUGUUAUAGGUACCUCUGUUGGACAGUGCGAUAGGCGAGAUCCCUAUCAAGGAGAAGGACCGGCCUGUUGCAGGCUACUGAGACCCUAACUCUGGAAAUUAAAAAAAUCGAGACCUUACUGCCAACAGACAUCACCAUCAACAUAAAAAUGAAACUUAUUGAUCCAUUUUCGAUCGAUGAAGACCAACCUCUCUGGAAUCUGUCUUCCAACGCUUUUCGUGUUAUUUCUCCCCAGCAGGCCCCUAGAACCCCUGCUUUAAUUUCUAGAAGCAAAUCUGGCGCCUCAAAGUCCUAGAGACUUGAGUGUUUGUUUGAAUGGCGAGCAAGGGGAGGCUCUCCACCAACCAAACCAGGGAGUUCAGACACCUCGUGGAGAAUCAUACUUGCCCAAACUAUCAUAAUUCAAUUGAGACAUACUUACAUUGCCUCCGAGAUUGUGAUGUUGCAAGAGCGGUCUGGACAAAGGUGGUGCCACUCCACCGUCAACCCCAUUUCUUUGCCGGUCACUAUGAAGAUUGGCUCUCCAAUAACCUUGGUAAUGAUACUCGAGGAGAUUGGUUUGGGGAAUGGGCUCAAUUUUUUUCCUUGGUUCUUUGGUACAUAUGGAAGAACCGGAAUGAGUGGAUCUUUCAAGGAUAAUGCUAUCCCCAUCAACUCUCUAUAAUUAUAUCAUCAUCAAGGCAAGCGAGUGGGUCAAUGCAUGGGAGUCUUCGACUACUACAUUGGAGACAACAACCCCUUACAAUCGCAUACAACUGAUCGAAUGAUCGCCCUCACCGGUGUGAUGGCUCAAACUGAAUACAUAUGGAGCUACCACAGGGAUCUCUCGGUAUAUCUUCUACUUGCAGGAUCAUCCGUGACCACAAAUGGAGAUUGGGCUGGCGGCUUUUGUAGCAAUCUUGGGAAUGGCACGACUAUGGAGGCUUGACUUUGGGGUUUAUAUCAAGGAAUGGAACUCGCUAGAGCAAGAACAUUCAAUUUCUCAUGGUGGAAUCAGACUCUAACUUGGCGAUUUAUUUGAUCUUGAAGAGAAUUGAUUUGGCUCACCCUGAUCCUCAGACGACAUUUGAAUCGCAGUUAAGUAGUUCGUCUCGCUCAUACGUACCGCAAGGGGAAUAGAGUCACAAACUGACUCUCAAAGUACGGUCUCGUCUAUCUUGUCAGGUCGUAUGAGCUUAUGAACCCAACAGAUUUAAUCUAGAUAAUUACAGAGGGUAUGAUAGGAGUAAGCCACUCAAGAUUGGUCAUUCAAGUACCUAUUGUUAGUAGCUAGCUAUUUCUUUCCCUCGGCUUGUCUAGUUCUUGCUCGGCCCUCUUUGUGCAGCUUGUUUCCUCAGGUUACUGAGUUGGCCUGCUUAUUGUUUCUUUGUUCCUGGCCCAGGGCCUCCCUUCUAUAAAAUAAAAUAAAAUAAUAGCUACAAUAAUUUGUAUUCUGUCUAAUUACCAAUUGCAAUUAAAGUAGAUAGAUAGUCUUCUAUCUAUCUAUCUAUCUUCUAUCUAUACAUAAUAUUAUGGCAAUUCAAAAGUAAUUGCUUGCCACCUAAGCACUUGAAGAGUUCACAAAUUGCCAAGGUGAAUUUUUUUAAAAAAAAAAAUAGUUAUUGAUAUAUUAAUAGAGCUAUCUCUCUUCAUUUAAUAUUUCAUUUUUUUAUCCAUAAUUUUUCUGCAUUAUGUCAAUAUAGUGAUAUACACAAUAAUAAAUUAUGUAUGAAGAGUGAUAUAUAUUGCAUUUGCUAUUUUUAAAAUUUUUUAUAUUCAUUUUUCUUUUUCCCAAUAAAUCUUUUAUGUUUUUGUUUUUGCAUUGUAUCGAUGUACGCAACAAUAGACUAAUGUCUUUGAGUCACACAUAUAAAUUUUUUUAACCCAUAAAUAUCUGAUUAUAGAUUACUAAGUAAAUUUUUUACUCAUUUUUACUAAAAUUUAAAAAUAUGUUACAUUUUGAUGAACAAUUUAUAUAAACACUCAUACAUAAUAAUAUUUUAUAACGACAAAAUAACGAUGAACACUACCUAUCCUAUCCAGAUUAAUUCACAUACUCCAAUCAAUUUAAUCCAACUCUCUACAGCCAGGAUAUCACGAAUGUGCUAGCUAUCCCUGUCGGGAAUUACUACGUACUAAACAAUUAAAUCAAAUCCUACUGUCGUAGCUCAAUGACCUAAUUAUUUAGCUUGAAGAUCGAUAUCCUAUUUAAGACCGCAUAGCACCUUAUUUAAUCCACUGUCGCUUCGAUAAGUUACUAUGUCACAUGAAAUAGGUUCAGUUAAUAGGGUUUCACUGUCGCUAAUAACCUAAUUAACUACAAAUCGUUGUAUUGGUGGCCAGACAACACAAAGCAUUAAGAAAUUUCAUGCAAUAGAGAUUGGAAGAAAAGAAUCAUGAAUCAAUCCAUCAAAUCAAGAACUAGCUACAUCCUAUGGUGUUUCCCCCAGAAAUUGGGGUUUAGUUCAUGACGAAAUUAAGAUAAAUCGAUAGGGUUUUGUUCAUCAUGUUCUAAAUCAACAAUACACAACUAGUUCAAUUUAGAAAAUCAAACCAACUAAUCGCUCUCGUUGAACUCAGCUCUAGCCUUGAAAAAACUCAAUCGCCGAUGGAAAUCGACUGAUUGCCUGCUGCCCUGCUGCGCCGCUUCCUUUCUUUCUCCACAAGAAAUUCGCCCCCCUCUCAGCUGCUGCGCGCGCCUUCCUUCUCCAAAAGAAUUAUCCCUCCGCCCAGAAUUCUCCUUCCAAUAUUAAUUCGCCUCCCUGUCUCUUUUGUUCCGUCCAAAACAAACCCUUCAAUCAUUGCCUUCUGCCUUUUCCGGUCCAAUAAGAAAUCCCCUUCAUCAAUUAAUUUCGUGGCCCAAGCUUUAUUCCCCCCCUGGCCGCUCCAAUUCCCUCUCAGCACAACCAAAAAGCCUCAAUUAAUUCCAAGCCCAUAG